This is a messenger RNA of Trifolium pratense (red clover), 2497 nucleotides long. RefSeq lists its product as uncharacterized. Bases 266 to 1438 code for a protein of 390 amino acids. Gene Ontology annotation, biological process: chloroplast organization; regulation of DNA-templated transcription. Gene Ontology annotation, molecular function: double-stranded DNA binding. The record is from RefSeq and is a predicted model, not a curated record. Gene Ontology annotation, cellular component: chloroplast. Lineage: Eukaryota; Viridiplantae; Streptophyta; Magnoliopsida; Fabales; Fabaceae. The transcript is spliced from 2 exons.
AUGAAUUGGAUGACGGAUGACCUAUUAAUCCCAAAGUUCAAUGGACUAGCCGAACCUAACCCGACCCAAUUGGAGCAAAGCCAAAAAGACUCCGGCUGUCCUGGUUGAGAGUCAUUGCAUUCAGAGAGUCCGAUGAACACAGUAAAGUUCAUAUAAGAACGAGAGAAGCUCCUCCCGCCACAAGGUAUAUAAUAUCAUUCCUUCAUUUCAUGUGCUGUGUUUCUGUGUUUUUCAAUUUCUUCAUUACCCUUUCAUUCAUAUAAAUAUGACACCUUUUACAAUGUUCACUUCACAUCGCCAUAGAACUUUUCUCUACCUCAACAAAGCCUUAAACCCUAACCCUCUUUUCCCAUCACUAUUUUCUCUGCAUUUCUGCACCAAUACUUCAGAUUCAACUUCUUUUGCAAUCUCCUACCUCAUCAACAAUUUUGGGUUUUCCCCACAAUGUGCUUCCAAACUUUGUUCCACUUACAAUGUUCGUUUCAAGACAACCAAACAACCUGAUUAUGUUCUCAACUUCUUUAGAAACCAAGGUUUCAUUGAUUCCCAAGUUGGCAAUAUGAUUUCCAAAGCACCAUGGUUACUUACUUGCAACCCCUCCAAAAGGGUGUUGCCAAAGUUUCAAUUUUUACUAUCCAAAGGUGUUUCAACCUCUGACAUUGUUACCCUAAUUACUAAGAGACCCGUCAUCCUUUCUCCGAGUUUGAAGAAUCAUAUAGUCCCGACUUAUGAAUUGUUGCAUAGAUUCUUCAAAUCUGACAAGGACAUUAUUGCUUGUGCAAUUGGCAAUCCAGGUAUACUUGUUAACCAUUUUGUGCCACAGAACAUUAAAUUGUUGAUUGAGAAUGGAGUGGUAGACUCGAACAUUUCAAACAUGCUUCGGGUACAGAGCACUGUACUAAGCACAAAUGACAAUGAUUUUUUGAAAGUGGUGGAGGAAUUGAAGGAUUUGGGGUUUAAUCCUUCACAGUCACUUUUUUAUGUAGCACUGAUUGCCAAAAUAAAGGUAACAAAAACUAGGUGGGAAGAGAAAGUUGCUGCCUUUAAGAAAUGGGGUUGGUCUGAUGAAGAUGCUCUUGAAGCGUUUAAAAAGCAGCCUCAUUGUAUGUUAACAUCUGUUGAUAAAAUUAAUUCAGUGAUGAGCUUUUGGGUUAAUCAGUUAGGUUGGGAUGCUAGGGCCAUUGUCAAACUACCAAGGGUUUUUGGGUCUAGUCUAGAGAGAAGGAUCAUACCAAGGGCCGCAGUUCUGCAAUAUAUUCUGAAAAAAGGUUUCCUGAAAAAGAAAGCAAGCUUAACUACUCCAUUUAUAGUCACUGAUAAGUCGUUCCUUGAAAGAUAUAUAAACCGUUAUAAGGAAGAGUCAUCUUAUCUAUUAAAGCUUUAUGAAGAAAAACUGGAUCUUGCACACGCCAGGGACGAAACUGAUACUAUGUCAUGAACAACUUUUCAGGAUGAUGUAAAUGGCUGGUUGCCUGAAGUAAAAGUUUUCCAAAGUGCAUCAGAGGCUUUUACAAAGAUCGUCGCUGGAGCUAUGCUGUGCCAACCUAGAGUAGGUGCUUCCUCGCCCAUUGAAGUCUGUCCAAAGCAUCAUAAUAUUGAGGGUUCUGAUUUAUAACUGCUCAACCCUCUCAAAUUUUAUCUAUGGUCUAAAUUGAUAGUAAGCGAUUAUUUUCUGGGACCAGAUUAGAUUGAUAUUUACAUUGUCUCCAAAUAUGACAUUGAUCUUUUUAUUGAUUCUAUUAAAUCAUUUUACUAUGAUUUACUAUGAAUCUUUUACUAUGAAUCUUUGUUUUUGACACUCACUCUCAAACUUAUAAGCAUGACUACUUUCACAUUUAAAUUCUGAAUCAUUUCUAGCCAAAGUGUAGUUUAAUUUUAACAGUUGCUUCUAAUGUGCACCACUUACACCAUAUCUUUUUUUUUCUUAAAGAAAAAUCUUAUUAUUAUAGGAAAAUUUGAUAAUCACAACAAUGUCUUUCUUUUAUUUCUUUCCGUAAUUUUUUAUAGAAGUCAUUCUUCAGCAAUCCUUCUUGAAUUGUUCAUACUAAGAGGACGUUCUUGCAAAACUAUCCUCCGGUUCUAGAAAAACUGAGAAGGGUUCUUCUUGUAUAUAUGGCAAACUUUGUGGCAAACUUCCUUUCUGCAUAUGUGAGAGGAUGAGUAUUAAUGAACAUUCAUUCUCUGAUCUAAGUGCUGAGUAGUCAGCCCAUGGGAUAGAGAUGGACCAGGUCACGACUUAGGGAUAAGUCCGAGGAAAUAGGCCAUGUGGGUUGUAUAUGGAGGAGGGAGCGGAGCCAACUGCCACAAGAACACAAUUAUACAUUGCAAUGUUUGGUCUAUACAGAGUUAGAAUGAUCUGAUAGAUGGAUCAUGGAUGCCAAUAGUCGUAGGCUUGUGAAUUGUGAUGUUUGCAGUUUCAUUGUGAUAUUUUUUUUAGUCAACUAGAUUAGUGAUUAAAAAUUCACCUUUUAAGGUAAAUAAAUGAAUUGUCAAAGGC